Messenger RNA from Alosa alosa (allis shad), 2622 nucleotides. RefSeq names its product bloodthirsty-related gene family, member 2 (gene btr02). The coding region runs from base 1081 to 2439 and encodes 452 amino acids. The transcript has 6 exons. Gene Ontology annotation, molecular function: metal ion binding; protein binding. NCBI's taxonomy places the organism in Eukaryota, Metazoa, Chordata, Actinopteri, Clupeiformes, Clupeidae. The record is from RefSeq and is a predicted model, not a curated record.
UGUACAUUGACAAGUGUUUCUAGACAGUGUUUUCUUGAGAUAACAUAUUCUGUGCUCUGAUGGAAUUAGAGGGACAUUCCUGCAUAACCAUUUUAAUGAAACAAAAAUGUAGGCAGGUGCUUAACUAACUCAGCAUAUGCCACAUUUCCAUUGUCUUCUUAUUUAUUUACUUUUAAUUUAGGCUACCUCUCAUUAGGUUCAGCUCUGGGUUGGCUAUGUAAUCUCAUUUCAGGUGGAACAUAACUUCAUUGUUUACUUCAUUGAAUGUUUACUUUAACCUGAUUUUCCUAGUAUAUUUUGUGUAUAUAACUGUCAGUUCGUCCAUGUUAAACAUGUCUUUGAAAUGUACACAUUGAAAUUCAGGGUAUGUACUCUUUCUUGUAUGCUGAACUGUACUUAUGACGUGACAGAGUUUGAGUCUUAGCAGAACCUGUUUGGGUGCAUGCCAUUGUGCCCUUUUAUUGCUCUCUCUCUCUCUCUCUCUCUCUCUCGCUCUCUCUCUUUCAUUCUUUUUCUCUGAGAUCAUGAUGUUUAGAGAAUAUGGUUGAGCGUGGGUGUUUGUGGAGGUGGAGGAGGGUGUUUUUUCAAUCGAAGUAAACCCUGCAACUUGCAUGGCACCUCUUCACACAGCCAAAGAGUGGUUAUGUUGUGAUUGGCACAAAAACAAUUCCUUUCAGAGUCUCCGAAGGCCAAACACCCACCUCACGCUGAAAAACGGGCAUUCUCUGGCUGACAUUCUGCCUUUGAAGCUCUGAAUGAAAAUGUCCUUCACAAGCUCUUCAUUACUCUCGAAAGCCAUAUAAACCCUAAAGUAAAGGGGCUGAAAGCUUUUUGACGCCUGUGCAUCGUGAUGUUUUGUCAGACAGAAGUUUCUGUCUCACAACAAUGUCUUUUUGGAAAAACAUACCAAACUUUCCCUGCUCUUACUGAUAAUGCUAAGACCAGGAAGUAUGGUUUCAAUAUAGCUCACUUGCCCUUUUAGUUGAUAACUGCCUCACAUGCUUUUCAUCUUAUCGCUGUGCCUUCAGGUAAUUUCUUCAGGUAGUCAUUUAUUUUCAAUGCCUCAGAACUCUCUAGGACAUGCUGUUCUUAAGUUGCCAUUUCAUGGUGAAAUGUGUUUGCCAGGGAAUGGCCUCUACCAUCGGUCUCCUGCCUGAGAAACACUUCCUGUGCUCUCUGUGCGAGCACAUAUUCACCAAGCCCGUGACCAUUCCCUGCGGCCACAGUUUCUGCAAGGUGUGCCUGCGCAAAUACUGGAAUCAGGCCGGGACUGAGCGCUGCCCGUCCUGUAAGAGGGCCUUCGGGUCACGACCCCACCUUAGCGUCAACCGCAUCCUGGCAGACGUUAUCGAGAACUACAGGACGACACGACAGGCGGCCAAACAAGAGGGCCACAGCGAGGACAAAACUGAUAAGACCGCAAAGGAACUGCAGCAGAUGAUUCAGGAGCGGCUACAGAAGGUGGAUAAGCUGAAGACCUCCCUGCAACUACUCAAAAGCUCGUGUCAGAGAGAGGUGCAGGAGAGCAACCGUGUGUUCAGCGCCCUGGUCAGCUCCAUAGAGCAGAGCCAGAUGUUGGUGGUGGCGUCAGUGGAGGAGAAGGAGAGGCACGCCGAGAAGCGCGUGAGCAGGCUGGUGAGGGAGCUGGAGCAAGAGAUCCGAGAGCUGCGCGAGGGGAAGGCCAAUCAGGAAGAGCCGCAAACAGAGAUGAAGAGAUGGAGUUCACGCAUUACCCUAGAAGACCGAGAGAUGAGGGACUGGUCCAGGGUUUCCCUGGAGACGGACCCAUGCGUGGGUGUCACCAGGAGGGCGGUGCUUGACCUGGUGGACAAAGUUCUGAUGGAGGCCAAUAGACUCACCAAAUCAGAGCUAAAAAGACUUCAAAAAUACUCAGUGGAUGUCACUCUGAACCCCCAGACGGCCCAUGCCUACCUUAUCCUUUCAGACGACAGGAGGCAAGUCAGACAUGGUGACAAGCGGCAGGAAAUCCUCGAAAGCCCUAAAAGGUUUGACCGCAUGACCAACGUCCUGGCCAAGGAGAGCUUUCUCUCAGGCAGACACUACUGGGAGGUGGAGGUGGGCAGCAAAACCGAGUGGGACCUGGGUGUGGUCCGCCACUCGGUCAACAGAAAAGGGAAGUUCACGGUCUGCCCGGCUAAUGGCUUCUGGACCGUGAGCCUGAGAAAUGGGUGUCAGUACGUUGCCAACACAUCGCCGCCCACCUCCCUGGCUCUGCGCCACAAGCCGAAGAGGAUUGGCGUGUUCGUGGACUACGAGGAGGGAAGGACAUCCUUCCUCUGCGUGGACAGCGGCGCCCACAUCCACACGUUCAUGGACGCGUUCACAGACAGGCUCCAUCCUUUCUUUGGGCCUGGGAGGCCUCAUGGAGGAAAGAACACAGCUCCUCUUACUGUCACCAGCAACUGCUGCAGCAUCUGAAUAGUAUGUAGCCUUCUACAAAACCCAAAAAACUAUAUAUUCGACUAAUCUCUCUGAUUGCACAAAAAAGCUCACCUGUGUGUGCCUGAGAUACAUUCCUUGUGAUUUAUUUAUAUCUGAUUCAAGUAUUGAAUAUAUGCCACCUAGUCAUCUAAAAUGUGAAUAAAUAUGAUAUAAUUUGCA